GAGCAAGCCCUCGACCUUCGUGCAGCGCCACAGCCCUAGUAUGCGCCGGUUCUCCCGCGUCAUCCCUCGUGCCGUCUCGGCGUCUAUUGCCUCACAGCCUCACGCUGUGGCGCCGAUCCUGCAGCGCAGCUGGGUGCAACAGCAAGCAUCGCGCUCUGCCAAGUGCAUGCAGUGGCGCCAGUUCUCGAGCGUCACGGACUCCCAUGACCACGAUGAGCACGCGUCCAUUGCGCAGGAGCUUCUGGGCGUGGACGUGCAGGACCGUGAGUUCAUCACGCUGCGUUGGCAGGACGGCAAGCGGAGCAGGUUUCACCUGCUGCAUCUGCGCACGUGGUGCCCGUGUCCGGAGUGUGGCCACCCGACGGGGCAGCGAGUUGUAAACUGCGCCGAGAUUGACCAAGACGAACUGGACAUUGAAAAAGUUUUUGUGAAGGGUGAUACGCUCAACAUCGUGUGGAACGACCGCCACGAGUCGAGCUUCUCGUGCAAGUGGCUGCUUGAAAAUAGCUAUUCGGACUGGGCGCUGGACCAGCAUGCUCACGAUAUGGCUACGACGCCGCUGGCGCUUGAUGCUCCUGUUCCUACAACGGAGUAUGCUCGUAUGAUGGACACCAACAACGACGAGGGCCUGUACGAGGCGCUUCGUCAGGUCAUUGACCAUGGAUUCACUGUCAUUCGCAACACACCGACGGUGCCUGGCGCAGUCAAGAUGCUUGCAGAGCGCAUUGCUCCAAUUUCGCACUCGUACGUUUAUUGGCAAUUGGCCAGUGUUCGAAUAUGUGCAUUUACUAAUGUUGGAUUCCAGUAUGGCGAUGUCUUCGACGUCGUGGCAGAACCCAAACCUGUGAAUAUUGCGUACACCACGGUUUACUUGAAGAGUCAUGUUGACCUGGCGUACUACGAGUCUCCCCCGGGAUUCCAGUUCUUGCACGCGCUCCGCUUCGACGAGUCUGUGAAGGGCGGCGAGUCGACUUUCGUGGAUGUCUUUGCUGUUACUGAGGAGUUCCGUCGACUCCAUCCGGAGCACUUCGCUACGUUCUGCCGCGUGCCCGCUACGUUCAAGAAGCACCACCUCACUCGUGAAAAGGCGACGAUCAUGGAGUACCAGCGCCCGCACAUCCAGCUCAACCAUCGCGACGAGGUGGUAGCAGUGCACUGGAGUCCUCCGUUCGAGGGUCCGCUGAGGGUUCCGUUCGACGACGUGAUGCCGUACUACGACGCCUACCGCGUCUUCCACGAGCUCGUGGAAGGCGGCAAGCACCGCUACGAGUUCAGACUGAACCAGGGCGACACCGUGAUCUUCAACCAGCGCCGAGUCCUACACGGUAGGAAGCAGUUCAUGCCGUGCUCGGACGGUGUGCGCCACCUUCAGGGCACGUACAUCAACAUCGAUGAUGCGCUCUGCCGCUACAACGUCCUGCGCACGCGCUUCGGCGCCGACGACCCCACCGCCAAGAACCAGCGUGUCGCCAACGGCAACUUCUCGUAA
This is a messenger RNA of Phytophthora sojae, 1489 nucleotides long. RefSeq lists its product as hypothetical. Gene Ontology annotation, cellular component: mitochondrion. The transcript has 6 exons. NCBI's taxonomy places the organism in Eukaryota, Oomycota, Peronosporomycetes, Peronosporales, Peronosporaceae. Gene Ontology annotation, molecular function: oxidoreductase activity. The coding region runs from base 41 to 1489 and encodes 482 amino acids. Gene Ontology annotation, biological process: carnitine biosynthetic process. The record is from RefSeq and is a predicted model, not a curated record.